Molecule: messenger RNA, 648 nt
Organism: Lathyrus sativus (Indian pea)
Lineage: Eukaryota; Viridiplantae; Streptophyta; Magnoliopsida; Fabales; Fabaceae
Source: the annotation of a GenBank genome assembly
AUGUGCCGGGGUUAUCCAACAAAAUUUGCAUCUUACUUCCAUUACUGUCGCUCAUUAAGAUUUGAUGACAAGCCAGAUUACGCGUAUCUCAAAAGGAUAUUCCGUGACCUGUUUAUUCGUGAAGGAUUCCAAUUUGAUUACGUGUUUGAAUGGACCAUCUUGAAGUAUCAGCAAUCACAGCUUGCCACACCUCCAGCACGGGCCAUCAUUCCUGGUACUGGAACCAGUUCUGCAAUGCCACCUGCUGUUACCAAUGCUGACAGACAUACAGGAGCAGAAGAAGGGCAACCCCCUGGUUUGGUAUCAGUGGAUUCCUCGAGGCGCAGAAUGUCAGGACCCGUUUUGAAUACUCUUUCAAGUGCCAAUGUCUUGGGUCAGUCAAAUGGAUCAUCCAGGAGAGUUGCUGUUUCUAGUAGCCGUGAUGCAUUUGUUGGUGCUGAAUCAGAUGUCCGUACACGCACUGCUGAGGCUAGCCCUGGAGCAGCACACCGAAUUUUGGGUGGGCAAAGAAGUUCACCGAUCGGGUCUUCUGAUCCUCAGAGAGUAACACGGGCUGGAAGAAAUGCUUCUCAUGCCAAUAAUUAUGAAAGUGCCCUUAGAGGCAUGGACGGUUUGCAGUUAGAAAAUGACGAGAGGACCCAUUAUUAA